This is a messenger RNA of Vigna radiata var. radiata (mung bean), 3601 nucleotides long. RefSeq lists its product as uncharacterized. Lineage: Eukaryota; Viridiplantae; Streptophyta; Magnoliopsida; Fabales; Fabaceae. The transcript has 5 exons. Bases 289 to 3144 code for a protein of 951 amino acids. The record is from RefSeq and is a predicted model, not a curated record.
CCACUGCACUCUGCAACCACCGUUCUUCAAUUUCAAAGUUCAAACACACUCAUUUUUUCACAAAAUUUUUCUCUCUUUCUUUAAUUCUCUGACUGGCCCACGCAGCUAUCGUCAAAGUCAAGAAAGAAUAACAAACACAAAGGGCCAAAGGAACCAAACUUCCCCACAGCACUUUCUCUGACACCCAAGCAGAGAAAUCACGGUCCCACUUCACGCGCCUCAAAAAGUUUCGAACUUGCGCCACCACAUAUCAAGAUCCUUUCAAUUUCUUAUCUGGGUCACCGGCAAAUGUCCGGAAAGAGACACCACCAGAGCGCCAUGCCGGUGCACCCAAUUCAGGAACUUCCCGGAGCUCCGUUUGGCGACCCGGCUCCGUAUUUUUCAGAAUCGGAGCUCCGGGAGACGGCGUACGAGAUCCUAGUCGCGGCGUGCCGGAGUUCGGGGCCGAAGCCGCUGACGUUCAUAUCGCAGUCGGAGAGGGGGGAUCGCGAUAGGGCGGCGCCGGCGCCGUCGUUGCAUCGGUCGCUGACUUCGACGGCGGCGAGCAAGGUGAAGAGGGCUCUGGGGCUGAAAACGUCGUCGUCGAAGGGGAGCAAGCGCGCGGGGACGACGGGGGAGUUGGUGAGAGUGCAGAUGAAGAUUUCUGAGCAGAGUGAUACCAGAAUUAGAAGAGCACUUCUCAGAAUUGCUGCAGGCCAGCUUGGAAGACGCAUGGAGACAGUUGUUCUUCCUUUGGAGUUAAUCCAGCUGUUUAGGAGUUCUGAUAUUCCCAGUCAACAAGAGUAUGAGGUUUGGCUGAGGAGACAUUUGAAGGUUCUUGAGGUGGGACUUCUCUUGCAUCCGUAUCUUCCCUUAGAUAAAUCAGAUCCCUCUGCACAGACCCUCCGGAACAUAAUCCAUGGAGCACUUGAGAAAUCCAUGGAUAUUGGAAAGAACGGUGAAUCAAUACAAACCUUUCGGACUGCUGUAUUGUCUCUUGCUUGCAGAUCACCUAGUGGAUCUAUUUCUGAGACAUGCCACUGGGCUGAUGGUUCUCCACUGAACCUUUGGAUCUACCAAACUCUUUUGGAAGCAUGUUUUGAUCUUCAUGCAGAAUCUUCUGUGAUAGAAGAGGUUGAUGAGGUCUUAGAACUCGUUAAGAAGACCUGGGUUAUGCUUGGAAUUAAUGAGACGCUGCAUAACAUUUGUUUCUCAUGGGUCUUGUUUCAUAGGUAUGUUGUCACUGGCCAAGUGGAGAAUGAUCUUCUGUUUGCAUCUAGUAAUUUAUUGGAAGAAGUUGGGAAAGAUAGUGGAUGCUCAAAAGAUCCUCUUUGUUCAAAAAUUUUGAGAAACACAUUGAGUUUGAUAUUAAGUUGGGCAGAGAAAAGGCUCCUUGCAUACCAUGAUACUUUCGAUGAUGGUAAUAUUGAAUCAAUGGAAAGUGUAGUUUCACUUGCAGUAUUAUCAGCAAAGAUAUUAGAAGAUUUCUCUCAUGACUACAAUCGGAAGAAGAAGAAAGAAGAUGAUGUAGAAUACACUAGAGUUGAUAAUUAUAUUAGAUCAUCUUUGCAUGCUGUUUUCAUUCAGAAAUUGGAGAAACUGGACCCUAACAAGAAUCCAUCAAGAAAACAGAAUAAAGUCUUUCCCAUUCUUUCUAUCCUUGCUCGAGAUAUUACCGAACUGGCUUAUAAUGAGAAAGCAAUAUUUAGCCCCAAACUAAAGAGAUGGCAUCCUCACGCUGCUGGUGUUGCCAUUGCAACCCUUCAUGUGUGUUAUGGAAAUGAGUUGAAGAAGUAUGUUAAGGGUAUUAGCGAGUUGACACCUGAUGCAAUAGAAGUGCUGAUGGCUGCCGACAAAUUGGAGAAAGAUCUGGUGCAGAUAGCAGUGGCCGAUUCUGUUGACAGUGAAGAUGGUGGAAAAUCCAUUAUAAGGGAAAUGCAACCUUAUGAAGCUGAAGCUGUAAUUGCUACUCUGGUAAAGUCAUGGAUAAAGAUCAGAGUAGAUAGAUUGGGGGAAUGGGUUGACAGAAAUCUCCGACAAGAGGUAUGGAAUCCACAGGCAAAUAAAGAGGGUUUUGCACCUUCUGCUGUUGAAGUUCUACGAAUAAUAGAUGAUACUCUGGAGGCUUUCUUUCUGUUGCCUAUACCCAUGCAUGCUGAUCUGCUUCCUGAUUUGAUGUCUGGUCUUGACAAGUCCCUCCAACAGUAUAUUUUGGAAGCCAAAUCUGGCUGCGGGAGCCCUAGUAGCUUCAUUCCAACAUUGCCUGAACUGACUAGGUGUUCAACAAAAUCAAAAUUCAAUGGUGUAUUCAGGAAGAAAGAAAGGUCACAAGUGGCUCAGAGGAGGAAAGCACAUGUUGGAACCACUAAUGGAAACAGCUCAAUUGAUAUAGCCCAGAUGUCUGUUCGCAUCAAUACCAUGCAGCGCAUUCGAAUGGAGUUAGGGGUUUUGGAGAAGAGGAUAGUUGCCAAUCUCAGCAGUUCUAAAUCUGCUACAGACGAUAUAGCAAAUGGGGCGAGCUUGAAGUUCAAGCUUUCUGCAUCUGCUGCUGUGGAAGGCAUUCAUCAACUCUGCGAAUGUAUAGCAUACAAAAUCGUUUUCCAUGAUCUGAGUCACGUUCUCUGGGAUGGGCUAUAUGUUGGACAAGUUGCAUCCGCCAGGAUUGAGCUUUAUCUUCAGGAGCUUGAGCAAUACCUGGAGAUCAUAUCAUCUACAGUGCAUGAUAAAGUUAGAACUCGUGUAAUUGUUGAAGUAAUGCGGGCUUCUUUUGAUGGGUUCUUAUUGGUUUUGUUAGCUGGAGGUCCAUCGCGCGCAUUCUCUCUGCAAGAUUCUGCCAUUAUAGAGGAAGAUUUCAAGUUUCUUACUGGCUUGUUCUGGUCUAAUGGAGACGGAUUGCCAACAGAUUUGAUAGAAAAACAUUCUACCACUGUGAGAGGUGUGCUUCCCUUGUUUUCUGCAGAUACUGAGCAUAUAAUUCAGCAAUUCAGUCAGCUUACGAUGGAAAUGUAUGGUUCUAGAGCCAAGUCCAGGCUUCCAUUGCCUCCAACAGCUGAGCAAUGGAGCCCCACAGAACCAAACACUCUUUUGCGAGUAUUGUGUAACAGGAAUGAUGAAGCAGCUGCUAAGUUCCUUAAGAAGAAUUACAACUUGCCCACGAAGGUUUGAUUUGAGUCUAACAAUUGACAAGUAACCACUCUGAUAUUCCACGCCUUCCACCCAUUAUAGAUUUUUAGAUCCAUUUUUGUGUUGUGAAACACUGUUUGGUUUUUUUGAGGAUACGAUUUGAAGUAAAGGUGGGUGCAACUGUGCGUUAUACUCUUUUACUGAUCAAACUCUAGGAAAUAUGGUGCCGUAUCGUCAAUAAUGCUCAGAAGUAUACGUUGUACAGGUGUGAUUCUUGGAUUUGCUAAUUUGUUGGCUUAUUUUCAGUUCUUGUCCGAAGAAAUUACUGGCGGCAUUGUAAUACAGAGAAGUAUUUAUAGUUACUUACAGUUUGUUUUAUUAUUUUGAAUUGAAUGGUUCAUUUAUUUGUGCAACGAUGUAAUCUCCUCCCCUUGGCUCCUCCCAACAAACUAUGAGCUUGUUCUUCGUAAAUUAAACAAAUUAUUUAUUUGUGUGACUU